Eimeria necatrix is the source of this 774-nucleotide messenger RNA. Its product is annotated as SAG family member. The record is from RefSeq and is a predicted model, not a curated record. NCBI's taxonomy places the organism in Eukaryota, Apicomplexa, Conoidasida, Eucoccidiorida, Eimeriidae. The coding region runs from base 1 to 774 and encodes 257 amino acids. The transcript is spliced from 4 exons.
AUGCAUCGUCUUAUUUUUAUUCCACUGGUUCUCGUGCCUGUUUUUUAUGGACACAAGACAGCUAGUGCUGGCACAACAGGAACCGCAGAAACGCUCAAUUGCUUAAAUGAGAUGAACGUGGAGAGGGCAGCUGCGGGACUCACGGCGCUUAAGGAGGCAACUGAAACAGCACAAGUGCUGCCGAAACACCCUGCUGCUGUUAAAGAUAUAACAGCUGCUACUUUGUGGAACGAAAUCUGCCAAAUAAUAGUAGGGGAACAAAACGACAGCGCCCAGGCCAAGCAGUUAACGGGAACCUUCGCGUACUACCGCGGCGAGAAGGACUGCAAAGCAGCAGUGCAGUACUGGAAGGACGGGUUUUCGCUCUUCAAUAAUCAGCUUCCCCCAACGUUCAAAGCUUUGAAUGACCCGAAAGUGUACACCGACCAAGCCGUUUCCUUUGUCGCUUUAUAUAAUCCUCAGGCGAGUCCUGUUUCCAGCUGCGCCUUCGUCACGUGCACAACAGCAGCCGAGUUUACUGCCCCAGGCCUGCCGAAAAGCCACGAAGGCCGGUCAAUAAGGAGACUUCAAGAAGAAGGGGAUACUACUACAGCCGUUAUAUGCUUGACGAAUCCUGAGGCACUGACCGCGGAAGAACCGCCAUUCAAGGAAGAGGCGUGGCAGAAGAUUGUUCAAGCUAUAGUUGGUACUGAGGAGAGCAACGGGGCUUCGCCAGUCAGGCCGUCAUUGGCAGUUGGGCUCAUAAUGAUGCUUUUUGCCUACGGGUUUUUUUAA